Messenger RNA from Colletotrichum karsti, 4704 nucleotides. RefSeq lists its product as uncharacterized. Gene Ontology annotation, biological process: transcription initiation at RNA polymerase II promoter. NCBI's taxonomy places the organism in Eukaryota, Fungi, Ascomycota, Sordariomycetes, Glomerellales, Glomerellaceae. Gene Ontology annotation, molecular function: chromatin binding; transcription cis-regulatory region binding; RNA polymerase II general transcription initiation factor activity. The coding region runs from base 1 to 4704 and encodes 1567 amino acids. The transcript is spliced from 2 exons. Gene Ontology annotation, cellular component: transcription factor TFIID complex. The record is from RefSeq and is a predicted model, not a curated record.
AUGAACCCCCUCGACCCAGCUGCGGCUGCCUCCGCCGUCGUCGAAGAAGUCGUCGGCAGUGAUUCAGAAGACGAUCUCCCUCCCAUCGAAGACAAGCCGCCGUACCCAUAUUUCGUCGUCCGACAAGAUGUCCAGCUCGAGGUCAACUUUCGCGAGAAGCGGAUCGAGGGAAAAUCUAAAAUCGUCAUAGCCGUUGUCGCCGGCUGUCAGGUCGACGAGCUCGCCAUCGAUGCGCGACAGACAGAAAUCGACGUCGAAAAAAUCACGAUACAGGUGAUCAAGGAUCUUCAGCCCACCGGUGCCCCGAAGAAGGUUUCAGCGAGCUACAAGGACCCGUAUAAGUUGCUGGAUUAUCCUUCGUACUACAACUGGAACGCCGAACACCACGACUUGAGGAAGAUCCGCAUGCGACCCCUCACGCACACCCGACAGAGCGACGUGCCCGCCGAGAAUAGAGAAUUGGUUGGCUGUACGCCCGUGGACGGUGCUCUGCGAGUCAACCUCCGCGACUUGAAGAAGGUCAAGGAAGAGCCGGGAGCGGGAGUCCCGAAGCGACCGACGCUCAAGAUUCGCGUCUCGAACGUGAACCCGAGCAGUGCCGAGCUCGAUAACGAUUUGAUUCCUGGACGCGAGUACAGAGUGACCAUACCGUUCAAGACCAAACUCGUCCGAGAUGGCAUUCAAUUCGUCGGAGUCGACCCUGGCGACCUCAGAUACCCUCACGCCUACACACGACAUUCGAUUGAACCUGGUACCGCCUCUUGCAUCUUCCCUUGCAUCGAUGAUCACGGACAGCUCUCCACCUGGUCAAUAGCGGUCAAAUGUCCAAGGACGCUCGGCGACGCUCUCUGGCAACCACUGGCCACCCAACAGAGGUCCAACGGCAACACGAACGGCAACCGAGAACGUGGGCAUGUGAGCCACAAGUCGGACAGGGAGUUUUCUCUCACCGAAGAGGACAAGCUUCUCGAGAUGACAGUGGUCUGCUCCGGCACGCUGUCGGACGAAAUUGUGGAUCCUCACGACGAACGCAAGAAGAUUAUGAGCUUUGAUAUGGACAAGCGCGUGUCCGUCCAAAAGAUUGGAUUCGCCGUCGGCCCAUUUGAGCAUGUGGAUCUCUUCUCUGAUUUCCGCACCGAGGAGAACGACGAGAAGCUUGGCGCCAGUGCUCUCAAAAUUCACGGCUACUGUCUGCCUGGGAGGGCUGCGGAGGUCCAGAAUUCAUGUGCCGCACUUGCGGCAGCAGCUGACUUCUUCACCCUCACGUUCGCCCGAUACCCCUUUGAGAACUACAAGAUGUGCUUUCUGGAUGACAUGGUCAACGACACCGUGGCUUUGCAGUCUCUGUCCUUCGUCAGCACCCGCCUUCUUUUCCCCGAGGACAUCAUCGACACAGAGGUGGACGUCACCAGACAACUGGUGUUCAGUCUAGCGUCACAGUGGAGUGGUAUCAAUCUCUUUCCCAACACACGCAGAGAUCUUUGGGUGGUUAUAGGCAUUGCCUAUUACAUGACCGACCUCUUCCUGAAGAAGCUCUGUGGCAACAACGAUUACAGGUUUCGGAUGAAGGAAAUGUCAGACCGGCUGGUGAAUAUUGACAUCAAAAGGCCUUCGUUACAUGAACUCGGCAACCUCUUACACAUCGGAGACUUCGAGAUGGAUUUCAUGAUCCUGAAAGCCCCCCUGGUUCUCUUCAUCCUCGACAAACGUCUUAUGAAGGCGCCUGCUCAGACCAACUUGACCCGCAUCAUCUCGCGAAUUCUCUACAAAGCCAACAUUGGAGAGAAGCAGAGCGAGUGGAUCAUCAACACGGAAUCAUUCCAACGGGUCUGUGAGAAGAACGCAAGAAACAAGCUGGAGGCAUUCUGGCACCAGUGGGUUUACGGAUCAGGCUGCCCUCGAUUCGACGUCUAUCAGCGAUUUAACAAAAAGCGUCUCUGUGUGGAGAUGACGAUUCGGCAAGUUCAAGAUAGAACUUUGACUGAGGCACAAGUUUUGAAAAAGACGGAAUUUUUGCGCGCCGUCAAAGAGAAGUUCCACGGUGUCAAAGGCGAGGACACGGUUGGCUUAUUCACAGGUCCCAUGACCAUCAGGAUUCACGAAGCCGACGGUACUCCAUACGAGCACAUCGUAGAGAUCCGAGAAGACGCUGCGAAGGUUGCCAAGUUCGAGAUUCCAUACAACACAAAGUACAAGCGGCUCAAGCGCAAAAGGCGGGCGACCGAGAAGCUCAGCGCGCAAUCAGCGGCAGACCCAGAUAACAACGAGGAGACACUUCUGUAUUGUCUGGGAGACGUCUUGACUGGGCCCGACGAUCUUAAAAAAUGGGAGUUCUCCGAGUGGGAGGCUGACAUCGAGAAGGCUAUGGACCAAGAAUCCUAUGAAUGGAUCCGGAUGGACGCUGAUUUCGAAUGGGCUUGCGAGAUGAAGACCAACCUCCAGAGCUACAUGUACGUGUCUCAACUACAGCAGGACCGAGACGUGGUUGCGCAACAGGACUCGAUGCUCUAUCUGAAGAAGGUCCCUGCACAUCCGCUGGUGUCCACGUUUUUGACUAGAACUCUGGUGGAUCGUCGAUACUUCCAUGGCAUCAGAACGAUGGCGGCUGAGACGUUGCCCCAAGAAGCUACGGCCAAGACCUCUAUGGUAGGCAUGACGCACUUGCUGAAGGCUUUCACGGAGCUUUUCUGCUACCCCGAUACGCAAACGCCCCGGCCGAAUGACUUUUCGGACAAGAAGCAGUACAUCGUCCAGAGUGCACUGCCCAUGGCCAUUGCUCGGGUUCGCGACUCAAGCGGCAAGUGUCCCGAAGUAGCUCGGAGGCUCCUUUUGAACCAAGUUCAGUACAACAACAACGCGAAUAAUCCUUACUCGGACCACUUCUACGUUGCCAAGCUUCUGGAUGCCUUAGCAACCAGUCUUAUCCCAGAGAAGUCUGGUGAUCAAAUGGACUUGGACACAAAUGUCGAGGAGCACCAUUUUCUUGGCGAAGCCCUGGUUGAGAUUGAUCGCUUCCGCAGGAUGGAUGAGUGGGCCAACUCAUAUCAAAACAUAUGGACCACCACUGCCCUUGAGUGCAGACGAAAGUUGAUGAAGGCCGGUGUCAUUCCCAAAAACGCACUGGAUUUCAUCCAAUAUCUCCAGGACGAGACCUGCGAUCUAGUGCGGAUCAAAGCCUUCGAGGCUCUUGUCGAUCUUGGCUACAUGAUGGAGAUGCCUAUCUUCCGCCUGAUCUUGUCCGUCAUCAGCACCGACAAGUCCCCAUUCGUUCGGGACAAGCUUCUCAACAUUUUCUGUUCCGGCUUGGCUGCUCUGGCUUUUGGCGAGCAGUCCGGACCGAAUUUGUCAGCCCGCGCCCCUAUCAGCGGCGACGUGCUUCAAAUCGAACAUGAUCAAGAGGCUCAGACGCGGGAGCGCCGCAAACAAUUCGACAGGAAGCACGAUGUCGACGUUGCACUGGCUGCAUUGAGAACGGAGAUGGAAGAGCAGUACUCGGAACAUGAGCAGGCGCUGCAGAAAGCAGUCUGGAAGGCACUGAACUCUGCAGUGCUCGGUCGUGCCGAAAAGAUCACGCUCCUCGAGCUGUGUGCUACCAUGUUUGAUGUUGCUGACCGAUGGACGAUCACUCUCAACUUCCCCAAGCGGUGGAGAGCCACUCGUCCAGUGAAGCCCCACCCAGGCAGAUUCAUGGUCAACUUCAAGUCCUACUACAAGACAGCCUUGCCGCAAGUCAAACCGAAGGAGCCCGAGCCGGAGCCCGAGCCGCAAGCUCAGCCGCCGCCGCCGCCGCAACCACAGCCUGUGGCCCGGCCCCCUGAGCCGAAGCGCCUCAUCGUCAACAUGAAGAGUGGCUCUGCCAAGAUCAACAAACCGUUGCCGUCAGCCCCUAGGCCUGUUUCGACGGCCCCACGUCCUUCGCCAUCCCCGGCUGUACAGUCUCCCAAGCCAACUUCCGCGCCUUCGCCCAUGGCAGAUUCGAUUGUCGCAUCGACGAUCAGAAAGGAGACAACUCCGAAGCCGUCGACACCCAAGCCUUCUGUCAUCAAGACUACGGUAUCGAAGCCCUCGCAAACCACCAAGCUUUCUGUCGGCAAACCCGCGGCCUCCAAACCUCCCAUCGCCAAAUCUGCGUUGCCAUCUGGUUCAAGUUCUACAUCGAACGGGCGCUCUACACCUCAGCCCGGACCGUCGUCCGACACCCUGAACAGUAAAGCUCACAAGCGACCUCGACCUGACAAGGUCCCUGGGGUUGACGACGCAUCUCCAGUUCUGAAGAAGGCGAAAUUGAACGUUCGUCCCGAUGGCACCAUUCCAAAGCGCCGGAGAAUGGUUCGAUUCAAGCACCCGAACCUCAAGGCAAUCAUGAAGAAAGCCGGGGUGGUAUCCCAGAUGCCCCCGCCAAGAGACCCGUCUCUGGUCAAGUCUCGCAAGCCUGCGUCUCCGCUCAGCGUUCGAGCUUCUCCCGCUGCGUCUCCAGCACCCGGUCCAUCUGACGGCAGCAUCAUGGCCAAGCCCGCGCGCAAGCCGUUGCCCGGUGGGGCCUCGUCAGGCGCAGCGGCUAGUCCCCCGCCGCCGCCAGCGACAUCCCUUCCGCCUAAGCCGCCUCCGCCGCAAGCAUCUCCGCCGCCGGCUGAUGGCCAGCCCCCGCCGAAGCGCGUCAAGCUCGUCAUCAAGAAGCCAUCGUCCUCGGCGCCUCCGAAAUAG